Molecule: messenger RNA, 1311 nt
Organism: Triticum turgidum subsp. durum (durum wheat)
Lineage: Eukaryota; Viridiplantae; Streptophyta; Magnoliopsida; Poales; Poaceae
Source: the annotation of a GenBank genome assembly
AUGCCUACCCCAAAGGCGACUAGACGACGCCGCCAGAAUCCUCCACGCACCCACCCGACUGCGCCGCCGCCCUCGUCUCCUCCCACCUCUCGCCCCUCCGGCCGGAUCGGCGAAACCUCCACCCCCGCCUCGCGCCGCCUGCCCGCGCCGCCCGCCCGCUCCCACCUCGCCGUCACCGAGCAACAGCAUCAGCGGUCUGCGUCCGCGCGCCUGGCUAGCCCCAGCCUAGGGCUUCCGCGCAGGAACGUAAAUUUUACUACAGACUUGAAGAUGUACUCCGCUCCAGGCAACAACUCUUUGGCUCUUGCAGCCCCACGGCCAGGAAUGGAGCUGGGCAACGUGCAGCAACAUCCUAACCAGGCUUUUGGCCUUGGGCCUGGUGGGAAACAACGCUCAUCCAGUCUGGAGGCGCCGAUAAUGCUACUCACAGGCCACCAGAGCGCUGUCUACUGCAUGAAGUUCAACCCUGCUGGAACUGUGAUAGCAUCGGGCUCCCAUGACAAGGAUAUCUUCCUGUGGUAUGUCCAUGGUGAGUGUAAGAACUACAUGGUACUGAGAGGGCACAAGAAUGCUAUCCUUGAUCUUCACUGGACCACUGAUGGGAGCCAGAUAAUCUCUGCAAGCCCUGACAAGACUUUGAGGGUUUGGGAUGUUGAAACUGGCAAGCAGGUUAAGAAGAUGGCUGAGCACUCAUCCUUUGUCAACUCAUGUUGCCCGUCACGUAAGUGGCCACCUCUUGUUGUGAGUGGAUCGGACGACGGUACAGCAAAGCUCUGGGACCUGCGUCAGAGAGGGGCUAUCCAAACACUUCCAGACAAGUUCCAGAUUACUGCUGUGAGCUUCUCAGAGGCUGCAGAUAAGGUUUUCACUGGUGGCCUGGAUAAUGACGUCAAGUGGUGGGAUCUUCGCAAGAAUGAAGUCACAGAAUCUCUGAAAGGACAUCAGGACAUGAUAACUGGGAUGCAGCUUAGUCCUGAUGGUUCGUACCUCCUCACCAAUGCGAUGGACAAUGAGCUCAAGAUCUGGGACCUGCGCCCGUACGCACCAGAGAACCGCAACAUCAAGACCUUUACAGGGCAUCAGCACAACUUUGAGAAGACCCUGUUGAAGUGCAGCUGGUCACCCGACAAUCGCAAGGUCACUGCUGGGAGUGCUGAUCGCAUGGUCUACAUCUGGGACACGACAUCGAGGCGGAUCCUGUACAAGCUUCCUGGGCACAAUGGUUCCGUCAAUGAGACCGCUUUCCACCCCACCGAGCCUAUCAUUGGAUCUUGUGGCAGCGACAAGAAGAUUUAUCUCGGGGAGCUUUAG